Messenger RNA from Xenopus laevis (African clawed frog), 13997 nucleotides. It is a transcript of the gene speg.S, whose product is annotated as striated muscle-specific serine/threonine-protein kinase-like. The record is from RefSeq and is a predicted model, not a curated record. NCBI's taxonomy places the organism in Eukaryota, Metazoa, Chordata, Amphibia, Anura, Pipidae.
UUUGAGUGCUCAGCAGGACUGCAGGGUCUCUUUUGCAGGAGAGAGUUUGAAGGGGAGAGGGAGAAGAUCUGGGGGAUGUCCAAGGUCUCUUACCAUGCAAGACCUGAAGAAAAUUUGAAGCCACCUGGAUACAGGUUAGGAGACCCAGGGGAGAAACUAAAUGCGCAGGCACUGAACUGUUUGUAAUAAAGUGUGUCACCAUCUGUAAUACAAACUGUAAUGCCCACUCUCACCAGUGCCACUUUGUCAGGAACUGCCUCCUCCUCAUAAUCUCUCCCUGUGCAGAGAAUAACAAGAAACAGGUGAAGUGCUUGGGUUCCCUUCUUGCAUUCCCAGCACAUAAAACUUUAUUCCCCACUCUGACCAGGACAUCGGCUGGGACACAACUAUACCACUGACUGCUCUUUGCAGGGAAAACAACACCAAAUUAGGAGGCCAUUGAAGGUUCAAUCAUCACCCCCCCUCCCACCCCAAGCAUAAGUUUUAUACAAAGAAUUUGACAUGCAUCGAGCCCAUGGGAGGAAGAAUUUGACCCGAAAUGAAGAGGAAGCCCCUAUCUCACCAACUCAUAAAUUUAGGUCUCCACCAAGCCCAGGAAUUCCCCCAAAACAUCCCAAGUUAAUGGCUGAACCUGGGCAGCCCUUUCCCCCUCAGUUUAUCCGAAAGCUGAAAAAUGCUGCUAUAGGCACAGGCUGUGACAUCUGCCUAAAGGUGGCAGUGGCAGGUCACCCGCUGCCAACCCUAAACUGGUACAAGAAUCAGGAACCCAUCCAACCUGGAGGAGAGGAAUAUGGGACACUAUGCAUCAGGGACAGCCAGGUGGAGGAUGCUGGAGUGUACACCUGCGUGGCCCAGAAUCCUCUGGGGGAGGCUAUAACUUCUGCUGUGCUGGCAAUCAUUGAAUUAGAAGACUCUGAACCAGGGGAAGAAGAUGCCGGGGGUCCCCAAUUACAACGCACUAUUCGGGCACCCAACAAUACACCUCUGGGAACCCCUUCAGGGGAUUCAGAUACGCUGCUGGCUAGCUCCUUGCACACUACUCCCAGCACGCUGACUGCACUUUCUCAAACAGAUGAGCUCUCCGAUUGGUCAGGCAGCCAACAGACGGUACUAGAAAGGGACGCGAGAAAUGCAAGGCAAGGCUUCACUCAGGGUGGAGGGGCUCGCCACCUGGGGGUGGAGCCCCUCAUUCCAGCUUCCAGCAACGAGUUCCCAGGCAGUGUCUGGGGUUCAGAGGUCAGCCUUUCUGGGUUCAGUGAUCUGUAUAGCAGCGCCUUCAGCCUGUACCGAGGCAGAUCUUGUGCCAUCCGGGUCUUCUUACCAGAAGGGGGUCUGCGGAGAGGUAGCAUCAAUGGGUCUGUAACAGACUCCCCACGAAACUAUGUGAAUCCUAGGCCCCCUAUCAUACCACCACCUUCUCCACGCAUUGGCCAGCGUCCAGUUAUCAUUCCUGCAGGCCGUGGACCCUCCACUCCUGUUACACCUAGAAAGAAAACCAUAAUGCCCAACCAGUUCCAGGACACAGUGACUGAGGAAUUUGAAGAAAAGAUUAGGAGACCAAAGUCCUCUGUUGGUUCUCAGGCCAGUGGUCAAGAUUCUCGUCCUGUAACUCCACUAAGUGAGACAUCAGGACGGGUGUCUAUCCUUAGGGCAUCCCCAAAACUAGUCCGCUCAGGCUCUAAAAUCUUUGAAAAACUUAGAUGUCUUGAAGAGAGAAGAAAAAGUCUAGACCAGACUGACAGUCCUUUUCCAGUGCACUCGUGGUUGCCUCUCCGUAAGGCACGAUCCUUUGAUCAGCCAGGGGCUGAGGGGAUUGGUGCUGGUCUAGGUUCCUCAAAUGAAGAGCUAAGGGAUGAUUUAAGAGAUGGUGUAAGAUCAGAAAUAGGUGGGUUUACUUUGAGGUACCCAUCUCUGAGACAUAAGACUACCUCACUGGACGACAGGGGAGCUCUCUAUGGACGAAUUAGUGACAUUGAGACCCGCUUCUCACAAGAGCUGACUCGUAUCAAAAGAACUGUGUCCCAGCAACAGCUCGUUCGUUCAUCACAGGAUCUAUCUCGAAGAUCACCAUCACCCCAAAGAUCCCUAGCUGCCCAGCCUGCUCCUGUGGACCCAAAGCUAACCAAAGUGUCAACAGCUUCAAAGCCUUCGGAAACAGAAGAAAAGCAACCAGCAAGGAAACCACUAGUCAGAAGCUUUGCCACUGUCAACCAAAUAUCAGAAAUUAAGGAACCCCUGGGUUUUACAAGCCAACCCCCUACACGGUCAGAAAAAUCAUCAAAUGGUUCUGCAGUUUAUCAGGACUCUGUGAGGCACGUAGAAACAAAUCUGAAAUCACAACCACACCUUUCAGGAAAAAUCAUUGCACCAAAAACUGUUCCCCCACAAGUAUUCAAAGCUAUGACUCUCCCUGCACAAUCCCAAAAAGAGGUAGUCAGUGAUACACAGCUGAAGAGAGUUCCUGAUGUUGGAAGCGCACCUCCACUGUCCAGCACACAUGCCCCAGCAGCCCUAGACAUAGCUCAGAGAGGACUUGUUAAAGAAAAGGAAUCUGUAAGUGAAGAGAAGAGGUAUCUACCCUGGGCACUCCCCGUUGGAAAUAAUAACAACAGCCAAACACCACAGGAUAAGGGUGUGGGACAGGUCAAAAAGCACAGUGAUGCACACACCAGCAGCAAAAGCAACAAAAGCAGCAGAAGCAAGGGAAAGAGCCGUCGAAGCAGGCCUUUGUCACCAGAACUUGAGUCAUCAGAUGAUUCAUAUGUGUCGGCGGGAGAGGAUCCUGUAGAAGCUCCUGUGUUUGAAAUUCCUCUACAAAGUGCACUAGUAAAUGCUGGCACUGAGGUGUUAUUAAAAUGCAUUAUAUCUGGAAACCCUACUCCAGAAGUGUUUUGGAGAAAGGAUCACAUUUUGCUGAAAAACAGUCCAACCCAUCAAAUCCGAGCAGAAGGCGAGAGAUACACAUUGCUACUACGCUGGGCACUGCCCUCAGACUCUGGUAUUUAUACAGUCACUGCACGGAAUGAAGUUGGGGAAGCCAGCAGCUGCGGGGCCCUCACAGUAAAACCAGCACCUACCAAAGAGUCGCCUGCACAUCGGGGGACACCUCGUGAUCUUCUGAGCCCCAUAACAUCUGAUGAAGAGUACCUCAGCCCCCAGGAAGAUCUAAGUGAGCCUACUACACCCCAGCAUAAGAUGGCUGGCAAAGGUCCCACAUUCAAAGCUCCUCCUACUUUCAAGAUGACUCUCUUGGACCAGCGAGGGUUUGAAGGUCAAGAAAUCGUUCUCAGUGUUCAGGUGGAAGGUGAACCCAAACCUAUAAUCAACUGGCUGAAGAACAAGCAGCAGGUGAGGCCUGGUGGAAGGUUUCGAAUAUCAGAAGGUCCUUGGGGGAUGUUCUCACUACACAUUGCAGGGGCUGAUAAACGAGAUUCUGGAUUCUACACCUGCAAAGCAAUAAAUGAGUAUGGGACAAAGCAAUGUGAAGCGAAGAUUGAGGUUCUAGCGUCCCCUGGCAGCACCAGCUUGGAGGUUCUGACCCCCUUGCAGGAUGUGAGGGUGUGCGCUGGGGAGGCAGCAGUGUUUGAAUGCGUGGUGUCGGGCCCCACCGAUAUGGACCUGGAUUGGAUGUUCCGUGGAAAGUUGCUUCAGCCGGCUCUGCUGGACUGUAAGAUGCGUUUCAACGGAAAGCAGUGUGUGCUGCUCCUGAAUUCAGUCCAUGAAGAUGACAGUGGAAUCUACACCUGCAAACUAAGCACUGCAAGAGAUGAGUUGACCUGCAGUGCUAUGCUAACUGUACACCCAUCACUGGCUCCUCUCUUCACUCGCAAGUUGUCAGAUCGAGAUGUCAUAGAGGGACGCACAGCUCGACUGGAUUGUAAAAUUAGUGGCACCCCGCCCCCUGUUGUCACAUGGACUCAUUUUGGACAGCCAAUAGAGGAGAGUGAGAACAUCCAUAUUAUUAGAGAAGGAGGACAUCACACCCUGUUGAUACCCCAUGUGGCAAAUGAGGACGAGGGGCAAUACACAGCGACUGCCCAUAACCAGCAUGGGGAGGCCGAAUGCUCUGCGGAACUCUACGUGGAGGAGCCUCGGUCUGCUGCAGCAUCUCAUAUCUCCAAGCUGGAGAAGAUGCCAUCCAUUCCAGAAGAACCAGAGAUGCAGGAGUGUGAGGUCGAGGGUGUGAUGAUGCCAGAUUUCCUGCGACCUCUGCAGGACAUUGAUGUGGUGGAAUUUCGAGAGGUACAACUUGAGUGUCAGGUAACCGGGUUGCCGUACCCUACCAUCAUCUGGUAUCACAAUGGUCAGAAGAUCCAGAGCUCUGAUGAUCGCAGAAUGACUCAAUAUAAAGACACCCACCACCUGAUUUUCUCCUCUGUGAACCAUUCUCAUGCCGGAGUGUACAAAAGUGUCAUCUCAAACAAAGUUGGGAAAGCAGCAUGUUAUGCACACCUGUAUGUCACUGAUUUGGUACCCACUCCUCCUGAUGGUCCACCCAUCAUUACUUUGGUAACUGGGAGAAUUGUGAAUCUUAGAUGGAAGCCACCCAAAAGAUUGGAUCCAGCCAUAGAUCUGGCUCAGAUUACAUACUCAAUCCAGCAGCAGGCAGUGGGGUCUCCCCAAUGGACGGUCAUCGCCACCAACCUAAAGGACACUUCUUAUUGCGUCAAAGCUCUGACCAAGGAACAUCAGUAUCUAUUCCGUGUGACAACAAACACCCCAACUUCUCACAGUAAACCUUCCCCUCCUAGUGAAAGUGUUUGUCUUCUGGAUAGAGGUCCCUACCUGGAGGAGAUGCCUUCUAUACUGGAUCGUCCUGAAAUCUUGUAUAUGGUGGAAAACCAGCCUCUCUGCAUAACUGUGACACUGAACCAUGUGCAUGCCAAAGUCACUUGGCAGAGAAUAGACACUGUUCUAAACAAUGUUGAGGAUAUGUAUGAGAUGAGUAUGCCAGAUGACGACCAGCACUCACUCACAUUCUUCAGCCCAAGAAAGUCUGACUUAGGACAGCUGACAUUUGUGGCAAAGAACCGCUAUGGGUCAGAUAGCUGUACCAUUUCCAUCGAGCUGGCAGAGGCUCCCCGCUUUGAGUCUAUCAUGGAAGACAUAGAGAUUGGUGUUGGUGAAACAGCUCGCUUUGUGGUAGUGGUGGAUGGGAAGCCUAUUCCUGACAUCAUGUGGUACAAAGAUGGGGUACUUUUGUCAGAGAGCGGUCACCUCAGCUUUGUAUAUGAUGAUACUGAGUGCUCUCUGGUGAUCUUAAACACGGCACUUGGUGACUCUGGAGUGUACACCUGCACAGCACGUAACCUUUCAGGGGAAAUUUCCUGCAAGGCAGAGCUGCAAGUGUGCCCAGAUGAAGCAGGGGCAGGAUCUGCAAAGCAGGAAAUAGAUGUACUAAAAGCUCGUAGACUGAUUGAUUUCUACAACAUCCACAAAGAAAUUAGCAGAGGGGCCUUUUCCUAUGUCCGUCAUGUAAUAGAAAAGAGCAGCGGGCGAGAUUUCGCUGCCAAAUUCAUACCGAUCCGCGUGGCAACAAGGGAGAGUGCUCGCAGGGAGCGUGACAUACUGUCCAAGCUCAGACACGACAGGAUUGUCUACUUCUAUGAUGCUUUUGAGAAAAGAAGUGCUCUUAUCAUUGUCAUGGAACUCUGUUCUCAAGAGGAACUUCUAGAGAGAUUGACAAGAAAGCUUACAGUGAGCGAAUCAGAGAUCCGCUCGUUUAUACGCCAGAUCCUAGAAGGAUUAGAUUAUUUGCACCAUAAAAACAUUCUGCAUCUGGACAUAAAGCCAGAGAACAUACUGAUGGCUGAUACGACCAGUGAACAGAUUCGGAUUUGUGACUUUGGGAAUGCGCAGGAACUAACCCCAGGGGAUACUCAGUACUGCAAAUAUGGAACCCCAGAAUUUGUUGCACCUGAAAUUGUAAACCAGAUGCCAAUUUCUACAGUAACUGACAUAUGGCCAGUUGGUGUCCUGGCAUAUUUGUGCCUUACAGGUGUGUCCCCCUUUGUUGGGGAGAAUGAUUACACCACACUGAUGAAUAUCCGGGGUUACACUGUUGCAUUUGAAGAGAAGAUGUUUGUUGGUCUCACACGAGAAGCACGUGGUUUCCUAAUCAAAGUCAUGGGCAAUGAGAAGCUGAGGCCCAAUGCUGAAGAGAGUUUGGAGCACCCAUGGUUCAAAACUUUAGCAAAAGGGAAAAGCAUCAGCACAGAUCAUCUAAAGCUGUUUCAGUCUCGCCGUAAAUGGCAGCGUUCACUUAUCAGUUAUAAGUCCAAUAUGGUGAUGAGAACUAUUCCAGAGUUGCUUCAAGAUACAAGCAAUCACUUGUCCAUUGCUAUACCUAAGAAUUCCAAGGAAUCAUCCGGGUUGUCAUCCUCUUCUGAUUCUGAUGACCUAGAAGAGCUUCCCUUUGUCCCUAUGCCUCUCCAGGUCCAGUUUUCUGGAUCCCGCAUGUCCUUGAAUGAGAUUCCAACAGAUGAGGAACAGCCAGCUCAGCCCCAGGACAAUGGCAGCUGUGGUGAUGAAGCAGAAAGAAGUCAGGCUAUGGAAAUUAGCAGCACAUUUAAAGAACAAGGUGUUCCACAGAAAGAAGCAACAGUCCAAGUGAGUCCAUUGUCCAAGCAUGUCAAGGGAACCCUUACCAGAAAUAGAUCUGCUGAAGCUGAAGUUGGUUCUUCCUCUGAUGAGGAAAUUUCAGAAACUGAAAAAAGACAGGAGCAUCCACGGAGACCUCUGAAAAAGGGAUCCAGCUUGGAAUCUUCCGACAUUCCUGAUGGUGAACUAAUACCUGCUCGUAGAGGGGAACUGAGGAGGGGAAGCUCUGCAGAUAGCGCUCUCUUGCUCAAUUUGUUGACAACAGAUGGGGAUGAAGAGAGAGAUCGACCAGAUAAGGGAAUGAUAAAAGCUGCCUCAAUGGAGCUACCAACACGAAGCAGGAGCCCAAGUAGAUUAGAGGAUAGAGGCACACUACGAAAAAAGUUUGGAUCAGCUGAUGAAGAAUAUGCUCAGCGGUUAGAAAUGAUGAGGCAGAGGCUGUUGAGAGGAGGUUCAGCAGAUGGAAAACUCAGUGGUCUUAGAGGCCCACUCAUAGAAACACUUUCUGUAGACAAGAAACUAGCAGAUCAGAUAUCUAUGCGCUCCCCCAGAAGUGAUACAUCUUCUCUAAGUCCUAUUCCUGCUAUCAAACUAACCCGAGCUGCUUCCAGUGAGGCUGCUCCUGGUAGAGAAGCAACAGAAGAAAGAGUCUUAAGGAAAGCCAGUUCCUUUUCUCACAGUGACACAGAGCCACUGGUUAUGCAUCGCAGAUCAGGGGCACCCCUGGAAAUACCUCUUGCUCAGUUGGAGGCACAGCGUCUUAAAGAGUCUCCUUCUCUUUCAGCAUUGACAGACCAGUCGCGUUUAGAAUCACGUCCUGAAACACCACGUGAGGUGAUUCCUAAAUCUCUAACCCAAGAAGCACAGCAAUCAAAGGCAGAAAAUAGGGAUUCAGAAACUCAGAGUGAUAAAGAGGCUGGGAAAGGCACCAGACCUAUUCAGCAUCGUACAGAGAAAGCUUCAAAUUCAUUGAAAGACUUGGUAAUUGUUCUUCCAAGAGUGACUCCACCUUUGGAUGAAAUGCCAUCUAAAACAGAGUUGCAAAGUAUUCAGACAGAUAGGGUACAUGAAAAAUUACAUAGAGCUGAUAUGAACCUGCCAGCUACUAUUUCAUCAAAUGAAACAGUGCCAACAAAGCCACCACCCUUGCCUUUGCCUGCUAUGCAGUCUUUACCUGUGCCAAAUGAACCUUUACCCUCUUCUGCACUGACAAAUGAGAUGCCUAAAUUGAAAGAGAAGUACUCUUCACCUAUUAAGGACAAGGAAUCCAUAACAAUGAUAGAAACAACAGACCUGCAAGAUCAAAAUAAAGAAACUUUAUUACCACAAGCUGCACACAUACAGAUUGCAGAUGCAGUGCCUAAAAAAGAUGUAUCAGUUAAAGAAAAAACAUCUUCUCCAGCUAUCCAACAAGUAGAUAAGACAACAGCUAUACAAUCACCUUAUUCUCCUAUGAUUCAGACACUUCAAAUGCCUCAGGAGCUCGAGACAGCUAGCGUUCCUGAGGAAAUUUCAAAUACCCCGUUGAAAGCUGAACUAGUAUUUCAGGAUCAGUCUUCUGCAAAGGCUCAAGUAAUAUCACAAGUGUCAAAGAAAGAAGGCAAGGAAGAGCCAUCAGAAGCACCCAAGCUUAUUAACACCACCAGAUCUUCCAGCACAGAGAAUGUCCCAUUUAUCAGCAACAUUGAUUCAGAAGAAAUCUUUGAAGCUAAGUUUAAGAGGAACCGUGAAAAUUCUCUUACCCGAGGUCUGAAAAAGCUUACCAGGACUUGGUCAGAAGAGAAGAAUUUAGCUGCAACCCAUGCAUCACGAGAAGAAGAAAUGUACAGACCUAGCCCUGUAGGUGUCCCACUAGAGUUUCUUGUUCCUGCAGCUCUUGGACUGCAUGAACGAUCAAGGUCAGUGCAAGAUCUGCCAGAUGCUGAGAGGGAUUCAAGCUUUAUGAGAAAGCUAUCUUUGAAAUUUAAGAGAACUCCACCAACUGAAAGGAAGCAGAAACCAGCAGAAGAAGUAGAAGGUACUGGUAGACGACUGUCAUGGUCAAUAGGCAGAGGAAAUUCCAAAGACAAGAAGGACACAGAGAGCUUAAAUUCUGAAAUGGGCUCAAUAGAAACCAUCACAGAUAAACAUAUAAAGGACCAGAAAAAGAGUAGUCAAUCACCAGUGUUGGCCAUGAGAAAGAAAAUAGGUAGUACCAUGGAUCGACUUUCUAUGAAAUUAAGAAGCCAAUCAGAAGAUAGAAAGGAUGCAGAGCGAACAGAGAAGAAAGAAGUACGUACAGACAAAAGCUCCCCAUUAAUGUCUUUACUCAGGAGAUCCAACUCAGAAGGAGAGAACUUAAAGAAACUAGGAAUACCCCAGAACCAACUUGCUUCCCAGGUUUCAGCUCCAUCCACAGAGUCUAUUGAAUCUCGUCUUAGCAUCAAGUCUGAAAUGGUAGUCAAGGACGAUAGGCGAUCAAGGUGGGAUCGCUGGGGCCUGUCACGCAACAAAAAGGAGAAGAUGACAUCUCAGCCAAGUAUCCCCGCCAGUCUGAUGAAUGAGGACGGCAGUAUAGUUGGCCGACAAUACAUCCGUAAUGAGUCAGACUUCCCCCCAGUCUUCCAUAUCAAACUAAAGGACAUUGUGGUGCUAGAAGGAGAGCCGGUGACACUGUCCUGCUUACCUGCUGGCAGCCCUUCCCCCCGUAUCCUGUGGAAGAAAGAUAAGAUGUUCUUGGAUGGAGCAGAAAAGGUGCAUAUAAAAUCCUGCCCUGAUGGCAGACAGCAGCUCAUCAUACCAGUGGCUGGGCAGAGAGAAGCCGGUCUGUAUGAAUGCGUUGCAGCAAAUGCCCUGGGUUCUGUAGCUAGCUCCUGCACAGUGUCUGUGGCAAGAAUACCUGAUCCUCCUGGGACCCCAGAGAUUCCACAGAAGUAUAAAAACACAGUGCUGGUUCUAUGGAAGGCACAUGAGCACAGCUCUCCUUGCACCUACGUCCUGGAGAAACAAAUUAAUGGUGAAGGAGAUUGGAAGGCAAUAAGUUCUGUAAUCACUGACUGUUACUACAAUGUGACUGAGCUUCAGACAGGCAAUGUCAGGUUCCGUGUCGCUUGUGUCAACAAAGCUGGACAGGGACCCUACAGCAAUGUUUCCAAAACCGUCAUCAUAGAUGGAGAAGAUCGUAAACCAGUCACACCUUCUGUCCAGAAGGCUCAACCAGUGGGCACUGGAGUGUCCACUACUGUUCCAAUGACUCUCUGGACUCCUUCUACCACAACUGUUUCUCCCCCUGUUGUCUCUACCCCCAAAUUACCUCCAUCUUGUGGAUCUGCUCCUGCCGUUUCCUCAACUGUUAUAACUACAACUGCAAACAUUUCUCAAGCUCAGCCUCUCCCCAAAGGACCUCCACCUGCAACCCCUCCACGGAAACAUAGAGGAAUACUAUCUACUCCCCCUACUAUGCACAAGCCUGUCAUUGCCACUACGCACAGUGUUAAUAUCACUCCCCAAACUCUUCCUAAUAACAGAGCUCCAUCUUCUGUGGCAACUCCUGCUGUAUGUUCCCAUGUUUCCACAGUAACUGUGUCUAUGUCACCAGGUUCUUCAGUGUCCAAUUUAAGGGUCCCCUCCUCUACUUCUGUGCAGCAAGCAAAACCUAUUCCAGAGCCAACAGCAAAACCAUUACCAGUGUCUCAAAUACAAUCAUCCAAAACUCCUUCAGUGCCAACAGAGCAAACCCAGAAAAUUGCCAUUGUCCCCACUGUUGCCCAGGUUAAAACACCUAUCCCAGGUAUUGCAAAAACCGAAGAACCAUCAAGUCUUCCACAUAGUCCCUCUACAGAACCACAGAUGCUAUCACAGUCAGCAGCUACAAAACCAUCUACCAAGUUCCCUUCUGUUCCAAUUAUGCUGCACAUUCCCCCCUUUAAAUCUGCAACCCUGCCUGCUUCAAGUCCCACUUCCAAAACAAUAUCUAUUCCCUCUCCUCCUACAAGCCCAGUAACCAAACCCUUAACACCUACAUCACCAGCUUAUAUGGUGACUUCCUUUAUAUCAAUGCCAGUGCCUUCACCCUCUACUCCUACUGAGUCCACCACCCCAACUACCCCUCUUACCCCCACCACCCCACCUACCCCCAACCCAACCACCCCAAUUACCCCCACUGCCCAAAUUGUCCCUACACGCGUUCUAGUAAAAAGUGUGACCCCUGGGAAAGACACACGCUAUACACCUGGAGGAAGAGUUACACCCUCUGGAAGAGAAAGCACCACUCUCCGACAAGGAGUACCCCAAAAACCAUACACUUUCUUGGAUGAGAAAGCAAGGGGGCGGUUUGGAGUGAUCAGAGAGUGUAAGGAGAACGCAACUGGUAAGCACUUUGUGGCAAAGAUAAUACCAUAUGAACCAGAAAACAAGCAAAACGUGCUGCAGGAGUAUGAAGUCCUCAAGGGGCUGCGCCAUCAACGGAUCCUGAGUCUUCACGAAGCUUACAUAACCCCUCGCUACCUUGUGCUGAUUUCUGAAAACUGCACAGGACGGGAACUGCUCUACUGCUUAGUUGAGAGGUUCCGGUAUUCUGAAGACGACGUGGUCAAUUACCUUUUGCAGAUCCUACAGGGAUUGGAGUAUCUACAUGAACAAAAGGUUUUACACCUCGAUAUAAAACCUGAGAACGUCAUUGUGUCCUAUAUGAAUACUGUCAAGAUCAUUGAUUUAGGGAGCGCCGAGAACUUUACUCCACUGGUCCUGCGACCUCUUGGCAAACGAGUGGGAACUCUGGAAUAUAUGUCUCCUGAGAUGCUCAAAGGUGAUGCAGUAGGUCCAGCAGCUGAUAUCUGGGGUGUCGGAGUGCUGACUUACCUAAUGCUGAGUGGGCGAUCUCCGUUCUAUGAGCUGGACCCUGUGGAAACGGAGAACAAGAUUUUGUCAGGCCGAUUUGAUAUUUUUAAGUUGUAUUCCAAUGCCUCCCAAAGUGCUUCCCUCUUCAUUCGCAAGAUCCUGACCAUAUAUCCUUGGAGCCGGCCAUCACUCAAGGAAUGUUUUUCAAAUCCAUGGCUCCAGGAUGCCUACCUAAUGAAGCUCAGACGUCAAACCCUUACUUUCACCACUAACAAGCUCAAAGAGUUCCUUGUAGAGCAACAGAGGAGACGCGCAGACACAGCCACUAAGCACAAAGUCCUUCUUCGUUCGUACCAUGGAAGCCAGCCCUCAGCUCCUGUCACUCAGUGAUCUUUAAGAGCAGACUUUGUAAUAAAUAAGUUGGCCAAGAAGCCAUAGGAGCAUUCCACUGGAUCAUGGAGGACCCUCAGGGGUCUCAGGGAAGUCGGACUGGCCAGAGAAGGAGAUACAAGUCAUACCCUGUCUAUAUACAGAGAGGGUCCCUUACAAUCUACUGGGACAAGGAAUCCCAGAGAAGCCUAUGAAAAAAAGAACAUUAGCUCAAUAUACCUCAAUGACAGCAGCAGAGAAGUCUAAUAAGAUGGAGGGGGAGGAAACACUUGAAAAUGGGGUGCAUGAUGCAUGUGACAAACUCCCAACUGCUAAAGCUAAGAAAAGCUGGCAACUGCUUAAAAUUAUUCACCUUUGAUCUCAGCCGGAUGUAACCUAAGGUUCCACUAUGGGCUGCAGAGAUUUUUCUGAGUAACCGUAAUCUUGUUUUUUUUAUUAUAAACCCCCUGGUUUACACAAAUACUAAUUUCCCAAAAACCGUCUGGCGUCCUGAAGGAAACACAGCAAGUGGUCUUAAAUUUUAGUUGGGCAAAUGUUUAACUAAGGUGUUUUUCUUAUGUAUUUAGGCAAAUAAAACUUCCCUAGGUUGCUUAACAAAUAAAGAAUGGUCAGGGCAGUCAUGCUACGUCCAGUUCUACUUGAGAAAUUAGCUCAGGAAUGGUUUCAUGAAGGCUGUGUCUUCCUAUAUGAAAUAAUUUCAGCCAUGCUGUCACUACCUAAAAUACUGGUUUUGGAAUGGCUUUAUAACAGUCAAGUUGUUCCUACAUGAGAUAUUGGCUCAUAAAUUGCUUUGUAACAGCCAUAUUGUUCCUGCAUGAGAUAUUGGCUCAGGAGUGAUUUUGAAAUAGCCAUGUUGCUCUUACCUAUGAUAUUGGCUCAGGAAUGGUUUGAAAACAGCCAUGUUGCUCCUACCCGAGAUAUUGAGUCAGGGGUGGCUUCAUAAUAGCCGUGUUUGUUCCAACCUGAGAUACUGGCUCAGGAAUGGUUUUGUAAAGGCUUUGCCUGGAAAAAAGGCUUAAUGGUCGUUUACUAACAGCCAUAUAAUUCCUUCCUAGGAAUGGUUUCAUAAUUGCCAUGUCUUGCUUUAUGAAAUACUGGCGUAUAAAUGGUCUCAUGACAACUUUGAAUACUAAAUACAAAGUGUUGACAUAUCAGCCUAAGCACCUUAUUUCUCAUCCUUUGAGUUCUAGAGGAAACAUUCUGAGUUGUACUGAUGUCUCCUCUUGGCACUUAAAGGAUGAGUUACUAGAGAAAAACUUAAUUCUCCAAGCUCCUAAAAAAGUUGUUAGAUAGUGGAGCUACAGAAUAACUAAGAUCUAAAGAUACUGAAAGUUACUGUAUGGAACUUGGAACAAAAGGGGUGAGCUGAGUCGUUGUGCAUCAAACAUUGGAGUUUAGAGCUGCAUUUCUACUGUAUAGCAAAUAUUGGCACGGAAAUGGGCACAAAUUUUGUCUCACAAAACGUAAAAUUAAUAUACAGUGGAGCUUAUGGAAGUGGCUUUUGCUUUUCCUUGCCUCCAAUGCUUUCUCUUUCUUUGCUUAAUUUGUAACUUGGCAUUUGAGAUUUAUAUGGCACCUGAGAAAGCAUGGCCUAUAAGGCACUUUUGCAAUGCAGGGGUGAAACCACCAGAUAAUGUGAUUAUUUUCAUUGUACACAGCCAUGACGCUCACAGUAAAGAGAAGGAAAGACUAGUACACAGUAAAGAUGUAUUAUUGAGAAAGAGCAUAUGUAUGUUGGGGUGCGUUUAAGACAGUGUUAUAGACAAGCAGGGAAUAAUAUGGGUAAAGGUGUAUGUUAAUGGGAAAUAUUAUUGGUCAGCACAAUGUGCUGGACAUUGUUCUGCCAGGUACCAAGAGUUGAAACAAGAUGUACCCACUGGAGAGUAGGAGGCUCUGCACAUCCAGGGGUAAAAGGGCUAAAUGAAUCAGCUCUGGAGGGGGAUCAAACUUACUUGAACGCUCCCUUCUCUGACUUUGUACAUUUGGUGGGGGCCUCUCCCCUGAGCUGCUCUUGAGUGGUUUAUUUAUUCUUUCAUUCUAAGUAGAUUUGUAUUUAUUCACCUAUGUGUUGCUUUCUUUGUGUUUGUCUACCCCCCCCCCUUUAUUUUUGGUGUGGAAAAAACUACAAAUAAAAUUACAAAAAGACGCACGACCCCAUAAAUCAAACCAGAUUGUUUCUCUCUUUUCUU